CCAGGCCAGGCCAUCCGGCCCAUCUGGCCAGGUUUGGUCUCGUCUUCCUCGCCUCGCCUUCUUCUCCUCUCAAUCUCGACCCAAUCAUCAGUCUAGCUAGCUAGGGUUUUUGCCCCUAAACCAAGACUCUCUCAGCUCUCGCGCCCGCUCGACCAGCGCGGAUGGGGAAGGACGGGAAGGGGAAGGAGGCCAAGGGGAAGGGCAAGCAGGCGGCCGGCUCCUCCGACGACGCCGGAGGCGGCAAGGGAGGCAAGGGCAAGGGCAAGGGCGGCAAGGGAGGCGACGACCUCGGCACCUGCACCUUCGUCAAAGCUAGGCACGUGUUGUGCGAGAAACAGGGGAAGAUCAAUGAGGCGUACAAGAAGCUGCAGGAAGGCUGGUUGGACAACGGGGACAAGGUCCCUCCUGCUGAGUUUGCCAAGGUAGCCCAAGAAUUCUCUGAAUGCCCAUCAGGAAAGAAAGGUGGGGAUCUUGGAUGGUUCCCGCGUGGCAAAAUGGCUGGUCCUUUCCAGGAGGUUGCGUUUAACACACCUGUGGGAGCUACUAGUGCACCAUUCAAGUCUACGCACGGGUACCACUUCAUCCUCUGUGAAGGCAGGAAGAACUGAUAUGAAAGUAUGCUUCAGGUUUGGAAUGCAAGCACCUCGGGAUACUAUGGGAUGCAAAUGCCCCCCGUGUCUUCUCUGUUGACUCAAUAAGCGUUGUGCCUGGACAUGUGUACUCGAGCUACUAUUAUGCUGUCCCAAACUAGAGUUACUCAGAAAUUGUGCUUGCUACAAGUAACCUGAUAUGAUAUAUAUGUUUGGGAUAAGCUGAGAUUUAGCUUGUGUUCCUCUUUUAUGGUAAAACAAGAGAAUGUGUUCCCUUUG
This is a messenger RNA of Triticum aestivum (bread wheat), 869 nucleotides long. RefSeq names its product peptidyl-prolyl cis-trans isomerase NIMA-interacting 4. Gene Ontology annotation, molecular function: DNA binding; peptidyl-prolyl cis-trans isomerase activity. The transcript is spliced from 4 exons. Gene Ontology annotation, biological process: rRNA processing. The record is from RefSeq and is a predicted model, not a curated record. Lineage: Eukaryota; Viridiplantae; Streptophyta; Magnoliopsida; Poales; Poaceae. The coding region runs from base 162 to 608 and encodes 148 amino acids.